Messenger RNA from Lutra lutra (Eurasian river otter), 7496 nucleotides. It is a transcript of the gene ERICH3, whose product is annotated as glutamate rich 3. Lineage: Eukaryota; Metazoa; Chordata; Mammalia; Carnivora; Mustelidae. Bases 1 to 4884 code for a protein of 1627 amino acids. The record is from RefSeq and is a predicted model, not a curated record. The transcript has 16 exons.
AUGAGGGACCUUGAAUAUCAUGUGAAGGAAACGGACUCUGACAUCCCAGUGGUUCUUUAUGAUGUGUGGGAGAGCAGAAUGCUUAACCGCGAGGCUGUGGAUACCGCCAGCUGGUGGGGGCCCGGGAGGCUACGGGGCAGCUCUGGGGCGGCGGCGGCCCAGCUCAGGUGCUCGGAGCUCGGACGGCCGCAGUGCGGAGUCACCCGGCGAGCUCAAGUGUCGCUGCGCCAGCGCGCACGGGGCCCCGCGCACCCAACCUCCGCACCUGCCGCGGGGUCCAAAAGGGAUCCUGCAAAAAUGAGCCAUUCUCACCCGGCUGGAUUGCUGGCAGCAUAUAAUAGUCUUACCGAUAAACACCUGACUGGAUAUUUCAACAACACAAGGAUAAGGCGGCAUCUUUUAAGAUCAGGCCUGAUCACAAGAAGUGGAAGGAUACUUUCUGAAAAAGAAUACAAACUAAAUAUCAUGAAGAAGGAUCACCAAAAAUAUAUCCGGGAGUGCCUAGCUCAGGCUAUUUUCCAUAAAGUUCUUGAUAUGGAGCGUUAUCAUCAGCUUGAAAUAAAAAGAAAACUGGAGACCUUAGCUAGGAAGGAGCGAAUUCAGAGAUUUAAGGGAGACCCCACAAGAUGGUCUAUAGAAAAUAACAUGCCAGUCCUGUCUCCCCACCCCCCAGCUGGCCCGAAAACUAACCGUGGCCAUAGUGUCCUGGUUGAUGAAGGACAUUCCAGUCCAGGAACACUGACAGCCCCUCGACCAUACACUGCCCCAGGAAAUAUGCAGCCUCCAAUUCGAUUAAAGCCUCUUCCCAGUAAUCCUGUGGUGGGAACUGUUCCAAAGAUAACUUCGGGAUCCAGAUCGAAAACCUCAUUGCUGGAAAAUGAAGCUCCAUUUCCCAUUGGGGGCAAGAAGGCAGUGAUGAAGUUCAAGAACUCCAUGGACAAUUCACAGAGAGUGAAUCGCUAUCAACUUCCAAACAUUAACAAUUACAUGAUGCCUAUUCCUCCUCCACCUCCUCCCCCCAGUGGAAGAAUCACGAGGGAAAAUAGACUUGAAUCAUGGAGAAGGAGAAGAUUCCGUCCAACCACUGCUCCAAAUGGCUUAGAUCCUCUCUUUACCAGGGAUUCAAGAAAGAUUCAUAAAACACCACCACAUAGUAAUGCAGCUAUUACAAUGAUCUAUUUGGGGAAAACUGUGCACCUGUCUCAUGACCACCCAGACUUCCGGGAUGAAAUAAAAGUUUAUCAACAGCAUUGUGGUGGGGAAAACCUUUGUGUCUACAAAGGCAAACUACUAGAAAAAGAGACCUUUCAGUUUAUUUCCAAAAGGCACCAUGGUUUCCCCUUCAGUCUCACCUUUUUCCUGAAUGGGAUGCAGGUGAACAGGUUAAGCUCCUGCUGUGAAUAUAAGCAUCGGAAAGGUUCCAGACUUGGAGGCAAACGAGGCUACUUUGGGUUUGUGUGCGUGGAGAGAUCAUCUCCUUGCUACAAGUGCAUUAUUGCAAUGGGCCUUGACAAAAAUCCAACUUCACCAAAACCUAGGAAAGAGAAGAGUAUUGAGAAAAGAGAAGAACUGAAGAAGGGUGAGGGGAAACUGAGGAAGGGUAGAGGGCACAUGAUACCAAGAAGGAGUGAGAUGGAGGGGAACAAAACCACUUCAGUCAUUUUUUCAGCUCAAGAAGAAAAAACAGGGAUUGUGGAAGUGAGGACAGCUGUGGAAGAAAUGGAACUUAAAGGAAAACCGGGACAAGAUGUUUGGGAGGAUGCCCAGGAAAAUAUAUUUAAAUAUGAAUAUGAAGAAGAUUUUGAAGUAGACGAGGAGAAACAAGAUGAGAAAGCUAAUGAAGAAGGACAGGCUGAUGACCAAAUGACUAGGAUGUCAAAGUCACCCUCAGAUGAUGAAAAAGACCAUUUAGACCCGGAAAAGGAGAGUGAAACCUCGUCGCAAAAGGCAGCAGAUGCUGACGACAAUGUAAAAGAUGAAGGUGAUGGGUGCUCUGACAGUGAGUUGGAGGAGGAUAAACAAGGUAUAAAGACUGCUUCAUCCUCCUCCUCCAGAAGUCACCCAUGUUCUAGUUGCAGUGAUGAGUCUGCCCUGGGAGAUAGAGGAGCCCACACUGGAAACAGUCCGAACAGAAGGGCCAGGAGUUCAUCUUCCCAGGAGCUGAGUGAAAGUGAUGAGCCAGGAAAAUCCCAGCUUCCAAUGGAGGAUUAUUUAGAAGUUGAAAUUGAAGACCAAGAAAUCGUAACAACGGAUGUAGAGACCAAGCCUCUGCCCAUAGAGGAACACUUGGAGAAUGUUCUUGAAGAAGAAACGGAGAAAGGAACACAAGUGAUUGCUGAGGGCUUGGCUGAGAAGUCCAGGGAACAUCUUUCCACAGAAGAAAAAGAAAAGGAUAAGAGUGAGCUUUGGGAAGGAAGCACUGCUAAGGUGGAGGACAAAAAGGCAGGUCCCCGUAGGGUGGAAAAAGAUGUUGGACAGACGGUCGCUGAGGCUGUGGAAACUGGCAGCCACUGGCACUAUGACACCGAGUCUGGUGUUAGCAGCACAGACGAGGAGAAGCACUCGAGGAAGCUGGAGAAUGACACAGGUGCAGCACCACACAGGAAUUUCAUGUUGGAGGAAAUGGCAACACUCAGCUCAGACACAGAAUCCAACCAAGGUGUAUCAGACGUGUAUACACUGGAGAAGAAAGAGGCAGUGAAGGAAGGUGAACUUCCCCAGCACGGGGAUGCUGACACAAUGGAAGAGAAAGGGGAGGCAGCAAUGUGGGGAAAAGCAAGGGUUGACCAGGUUCCCUUGGGGGAGGGAAAGCCAACAGCAGAGCAGCCGGCAUUAAUAGAACAAUUUACAGAAGAAAGAGAGCUCCCUCAGGGCAGACCGAGUGGGGCUGAGGCAGAAGCUGAAGGGGAAGAGAAGUUAAGCCCCAGAGGGAUAGAAGCCACCAGAGACUCUGGAGGUGUGAAUGAAGAUGAGGCUCUUGAAGAGGCAGCCUUGUUGCCAACAGUGCUGGAGACCGAGAAGGCAGCUGCUGAGGGGGAGUGGGGCUCCCAGAAAACAGUGCUUGCAAGUGAAGCAGCUCUGGACUCAGAGUGUAUGCAGGAGGCCACAGCCCUCAGGGAGGCAGAGGAGAGAGAGGCUGAGAGAGCGGAGGCUGUGAAUGCAGCAGGGUCUGGAAAGCCUGAGGUGGUGACUAGGGAAGAGCAAGCAUCUGCAGACCUAGAGGACCUGGGAGCCGCGGGAGAUGCUGCUUCUGAGAGAGAAGGUGGUUCAGCAGAGGCAAUGCUUGGGGGAGAAGAACAGGCCGAAGAGAGGAAGGCAGCCAUGGGACCAGGGACACCCUUGAGCUCCUCAGCUUCAGAGAAGGCUGAGGCAGCCUGGAUGGGGCUUUCGGAGAACAGCCUGGAAGAUGUGGAAAGACAGGAGGUUGGGAUGGAGGUAGAAUCUAAUAAAGAAGAUGACAGGAAAGAAAUGCUACCCAGGGAAUUAGGUGUAGCAGAAGAAAGGAAGAAAGCUGAGAGGCCAGAAUCCCCUCUGGAGGAAACUGAAUCUGAGAGGGAAGAGGUGACAGGGGCAAAUGCAGGGCAGGGUGAGCAAAAGUUUAAAGGGGAACGGCAGGAAACCUCGAAGGAAGUGAGACCCGAGGAAGAGACACAAGUCUCCCAGAAUGAAAUGGAGUGUGAUGCAGAGGGUGAAGCCCCCAUCGUGGGGUUGGAGUUGACUGAAGACGUAGGGCUGCAAGGAGGAGAUUCACUAAGAGAGAUGAGGGGGACCAUGUUUGAGGGGGCACCUGGAUAUGAGGGGUCACUGGAAAACACAAGUGCUCUGAGCAAAGAGGAAGGAGGGGAAAGCCUGAGAGAACCCCAGGACCCAGAGCACAAAGGCAGAGCAGAGCUGCUCCCCAGGGAGAACGGGGCUCCCUGGGCACAGGACCAAGGGCCGGGCCCUGAGGGGAAGGGUGUGUUAGAAGCUCCUGAAACUGAACAAGCAGGAAAGGGGCAAGCGCCAGAGGCAGAGAUCACAGCCACGGGUGAGGCUCAGGAGCACGCAGCCGAAGAUCAAGAUAGCCUCUUGCGACUGGGAGCGGGGGAUGAAGAAGGAUCUUUGCAAAGGCAGCAAGGAGCAGGGGUCACAGCGAUGACCCAAGAAGAUGUUUCUGAGGAAGAUUCCAUGAUGGCACAAAAGCUGAGUGAAGAAGCUAUGGAUGAGGAGGCAGAUAAAGAGUGCGUUCCGGUGACAGGAGUGAGGAGGCACGGGGACACAGAGGGGGAUGGGAGCUGGCAAGUUGGAGCUGUGGUGGCUGAGGAAGUUCUCCACCAAGAAGACGACGGGGCAGGAACGGCUGCAGAGCAGAGGGAGGUGUUGGCAGAUUUGAAGACAGCUGAGGGGAAAACAGAGGCAAAUAAAGCCUCCUCCCUGUCAGAUGUUGCUGGCAAGGAAACUUGGCACGAAGUGGAGGGGUUACUAGGGAAACCGACAGCUGCUGAGAAGGUGGUGGCAGAGGAAAGAGCUCCGAGCAGGGAGGAGGUGCCGGGGACUUGGGUACCAGAGGCUGAGGUGGGGGCUCCACAAGAACCUUCAGACCGGGGAGGGAAGACCCCACAGCUAGGGCAGGAUCCAGAGGGCCUGGGAGUCGAAACCAUGCAGCGGGCAGAGUCCAUGGGAGAGGAGGCUGGCCAGGGGAGCUGUGAAGACGGGCAAGAGUUGGGUGCAGCUCAAGAAUUCAGCCCAGGAGUGUCCCGAGGGAGAGAGUCAGAGCCUAGGAGAGAGAGUCUACAGGGCCUGCAAACGCUCCCUGUAAAACCUGAUUACACGGAAAGCCAAGAGAGCCAAGAGCUUACAGUGCAGAGAGAAAAGGAGAACGUGCAAAUGCAGAUGCCUCCUUGAACAACAUGAAGGCCUAAGAGACUUUGGGGCAGAAGGAUGUUUGAAAGAUGUAUUCUGGAAGACUUAAGACUGGAGAAAGAUUCACCCAAGCAUCUCACUUCGACUUUAGAUUUUUACCUCUUUUUUUUUUUUUUUUUUUUAAAUCAUUUUGCUUGUCGAAGCCGGUUCGCAGUCCAGCAGUGUUGGUCAGUAGCACAGAAAACACCUUAAAAUUAACUGGAUCCUUCUGUAGGACCCUCCUUAGGGGCCGCAGUUUCUAAUGGAAGACUGUGAGGCUGUUAUGUAUUCAACAUAACUAACGUGUCUCUAUUCAAAUCCAAUUGAUAGCUUUUAAAUGUUUGAUUUUUACCAAAGAUCACCUGAAUGGCUCAGUCCUCACAUCUGGGGUUUGUUUAAACUCCUUUUUAUUUAUAAUCAAAUAUUAGUUCCGGUUUCAUACAUUAGAGUUUUAUUUAAAGUCUGUGGCUUGGGGCUUUAAUGACUUGGUUUGUGAAAAUGAGCUCUAAAGGUCCUUCGUGUACACUCAGUACUAAAAAUUGCUCCAGCCCUGUAAAUCCUUCCAGAAAGGGAUUCUAUGGCAUGUUGAUUUACUACACUUAUUUAUUCAUCUUAUUUAUGCUAGAAGAGUAAAGUGGCAAUCUUAUUUCAAAUGCCCUUUUUUGUUUUUUUGUUUGUUUGUUUGUGUUUCUGUGGUUUUGCUUUCUGAGGUAGACUUAACUGCUGGUAGCAUUUUGUCCCUGGGGGCCUUAUUUAUAGGUCCAUUCAAAUGUAAAUUGGAGUAGUAAAUAAUUAAGCUGACUGAAAUGAGUAACAAUAAUUAUAGCAGGUAAACAUGGCACAUCAGUACACACACCAACAUUCUAGACUUUGGAUUCUUUGGUUGAUGUCAUUUGAUGGAAAAGAAACUUGGAUUAAAUUAGUGUGCUGCUCACCUGCCCGAGUUCUGUUAUUUCAAACCUGUGAACUAACCUCGCAGGGCAUUGUAAAUCAACAGUCAGAAUCACUUUCUAAAUUACCCCUUGAUAUUACUAGAAAUAGUUGUGCAUCCGUGUGCCUACUAGGGAUUAUGAUUCCUUGAAGAUGCCUUUGUUCCUAUACCAGUACCCUAAAGUCACAUAUGUUUGGCCAUGUUUUCUCCCAUGAGGAGAUGAACAAAAUCUCCUAAAGCAGAGAUUCUCCAGCUGGACUACACAUUAGACUUGUGUGGAGCACUUUCAUGAAUGAUUCAACCCCUGGCCCCCUCCCCUAGAGAUGUGGGUUUAAUUACUUUUAGAUGUUAUAGGCAUCAGGUGUUUUGUUUCUUGGGUUUUGUUUUUUGUUUUUGUUUUUGUUUUUAAUUCAGUUGAUUCUACUCUACUACUAUUCUAUUCUACUACUACUAUUAUGUAGCUAAAAUUGAGGACUGGUGCCUUAAAUCAUACAAUCUAUGCAGACUGCCCUACACUCUAUGUCCCUAGGGAGCAGGCAUGUUGUCUUUUUAGGUAUGUUUCAUUUUAAUAAAGGAGCCCUUGAUCAAAGAUAUAACAGACCUGUGGUUCUCAAAAAUGUGGUCCCUUGAUGAGGAUAUCAGCAUCACCUGGAACUGUUCCAAAAAUACUAAUUCCCGCCCUCCUCUCACACCUAUUAAAUUGGAAACGCUGUGGCUGGGGCCUUGAAGUGGGUGUUUAAUAAGCUCUCCAGGUAAUUCUCAUGGACUCUAAAGUCUGGAACUGCUGUUGUGGACUCUGGAUUGUACUGAGGAUUAAUCUCAGGAGGAAAAUGGACUGCAAAAGCAUUGUGAACUUUCUCUGCCUCUUUCGUUUUCUGUGCCUCUGUUUUUCUCCUUUUCUCUAGGAAAGGGUACUCACUAUAAAAGUGAUGGAUUCAACUUGAAGCUUAUUUUUAUUAUGACCGUAAUGAUGUGUUUAUGACAUCUUCCAGCCCCACCCCCCCACCAAGGAUGAGUGCCUCUCACAGCGCACCACAGAUCGCCAUGGUCUGUCUUAGGAUUAAUGAGUGGGUUUCAUCUACAGUAUAUCCGAUUUCAUUUAUUACUGAGCUGCGUUACUGAGGAACUCUCCAGUGUUUGUUUCCUAAUCUCAACCUCAAUGCUACAGAGCACUUUGAAUACAUAGCACCUUAUAAGAAAGAUUGUAAACUUGUUAAUUCUAUUGAAGAAUGACUUUUGUACAAUGUGCUAAAUGGAAAUUGCAUUGAAUUAUUUUUAUAUUUAACACAUUCGAUCAAAACAUUCUGUAACAUAAUCCUACAAUCUGCAUGUGGGUUUAAGUGUGAAAUUCAGUGUUGUGAUAUUUCGAUUAAAUGAAUUUCUUUCUCUGCAAAUACUAUGUUGAUGAAACUAUUUGUAUGUUCAGCUGAACUAAUUUUCCCCUCUAGUUUCAUUAUUAAAAGCAUAAAAAAACUAUACAUUUACAAAUAAGACAUGUGAAUGAUUCUUUAAAAAUAAGACUAGACUUUGAGAUAUCUUCUUUGUCCUUUCCUUAUGAAUUUAAACUCUAUAAAGCAGAGAAAAUUUGUUUCAUUGGGUUGUUUAUAUUGACUGUCUGAAAACAUGUCUGCAUUCAUACAUGUCUUUCCCAUACGUGGGGUAAUGUCAGAGGAAAGUUAUUACC